CACUUGCUAUCUUAACAUGGAGUGAUGGAAACCAAGCUUCUCUCUCCCUCUCUCCCUCUCUCCCUCACUCCGUGAAAGGUCUGUCUCCCUCACUCCAGUAUAAAUGUCCUGAACAAGCUCUGCUUCUCCUGCUCCGGCGAUUGAGUGAUAGUAAAUUGCAGGGGUGAUUGAGAAUUUGAGAUGGAGAGGGACAUAGACGAGUUGCCCAAGAACGCUGCAAACUACGAAGCUCUGACUCCGCUGUUGUUCUUGGAGCGUGCGGCCGUCAUUAACCCGCGUCGCCCUGCGGUGCUGCACGGAAGCACAGCUUACACCUGGGCUGAAAUAUAUCGCCGCUGCCGCCGACUCGCCUCCGCUCUUUCCUCCCGAUCUAUCGGCCCCGGCUGCACUGUUUCUGUAAUCGCCCCAAAUGUUCCAGCUUUAUAUGAAGCGCAUUUUGGAGUUCCCAUGGCUGGAGCAGUGUUGAACAGUAUAAAUAUUCGUUUAAAUGCUCAGACAAUUGCCUUCCUAUUGGAACAUUCAUCAAGCAAGGUUGUAAUGGCUGAUCAAGAAUACUUUUCAUUGGCUGAAGAAGCUCUCAAAAUCAUCGCUGAUAAACACAAAAAAGGGUAUUUUCAGAAACCACUUUUGGUUGUCAUAGGUGAUGAAAACUGUGACUCCAACUCUCUACAUGCUGCUAUAAAGAAUGGUGCUGUGGAGUAUGAAAAAUUUUUGGAAACCGGUGAUCCUGAAUUUGCUUGGAAGCCACCCAAGGAUGAAUGGCAGAGCAUAGCAAUCGGUUAUACUUCAGGGACAACAUCCAGCCCAAAAGGAGUGGUGUUGCAUCAUAGGGGAGCUUAUCUUAUGGCUCUUAGUGCUGCACUUGUUUGGGGUAUGAAUGAAGGUGCUGUGUACCUCUGGACUUUGCCUAUGUUUCAUUGUAAUGGAUGGUGUUUCACCUGGUCACUUGCAGCGUUAUGUGGAACAAGCGUUUGCCUUCGUCAGGUAACGCCUAAGGCCAUUUAUUCAGCUAUAGCCAACUUGGGUGUAACCCACUUCUGUGCUGCGCCUGUUGUCUUAAAUUCUCUCAUCAACGCUCCUCCCUCCCAAAAGCUCCUCCCCCUCCCUCGCACCGUCAAUGUCAUGACCGCUGGUGCCGCUCCACCAGUUUCGCUGCUUGCAUCCAUGUCCGACCAUGGCUUCCGCGUCACCCACACCUAUGGCCUCACCGAGACAUAUGGACCUAGCACCGUUUGCGUCUGGAAACCCGAGUGGGACUCGCUUUCGCCUGAAACUCGAGCUCGCCUCCAUUCCCGCCAAGGUGUUCGUUACAUUGGUCUUGAAGGCCUCGAUGUCUUGAAUCAGGAGACCAUGACACCUGUCCCAGCCGACGGGAAAACCGUCGGCGAAAUCGUCAUGCGUGGAAACUGUGUGAUGAAGGGCUAUCUGAAGAAUCCAAAGGCGAACGAGGAAGCUUUUGCUGGUGGCUGGUAUCACUCCGGUGAUCUCGGAGUAAAGCACACAGAUGGAUACAUUGAAGUAAAAGAUCGAUCGAAGGAUAUAAUAAUCUCAGGCGGAGAGAACAUCAGCAGUUUGGAGGUGGAGAAUUUGAUUUACAAGCAUCCAGCGGUGCUCGAGGUGUCGGUGGUGGCUCGGCCGGAUGAGCGAUGGGGAGAGUCUCCUUGUGCAUUCAUCACUCUUAAACCAGAUGCUAAAGCUGGGAAGAAUGAGGAGGCUAUUUCGGCUGAUAUUAUGAAAUUUUGCAGAGAAAAUAUGCCUGCUUAUUGGGUGCCUAAGUCGGUGGUGUUUGGGCCGUUGCCGAAGACGGCGACCGGAAAGGUACAAAAGCAUGUUUUGAGGAAGAAGACGAAGGAGUUGGGGCCGGUGAAAAAGAGCCGGCUGUAGAUAAGAAUAAUGCCAGUAGCUUUUGUUUUCCUUAAUAUGAAAAAAGUAGUCUUUUAUUGGAAAUAAUAUUGCGUCUGGUAAAUCGUCUGGUAAAUCAAAUCCGACGUUCGGACGAUGACGUGGAUCUCAUCACAGUGCGUUCUGUAGCGUGGUGCGAUCCGACACUGUUAUCUGCACAUUUAUUGUUUGGAAUAUUCUCUUGUUAUUGAGAUUUGUUUUAUGGAUUUGUAUGGAAUGCUCUAUUUUGAAUGUAGUGAAUUUUAUUGAACAUUAGUGCUAUGUUUAAUAAUGUGUA
This is a messenger RNA of Phalaenopsis equestris, 2179 nucleotides long. RefSeq names its product acetate/butyrate--CoA ligase AAE7, peroxisomal. Bases 181 to 1884 code for a protein of 567 amino acids. The transcript has 3 exons. The record is from RefSeq and is a predicted model, not a curated record. NCBI's taxonomy places the organism in Eukaryota, Viridiplantae, Streptophyta, Magnoliopsida, Asparagales, Orchidaceae.